AUCAUGCCUGGUCUCUAACAGAAGUACAGCCUCUCUGUCACCACUCACUCACACACAUGCACACGCACUCUCUCUCUCAGAGCAGGGAAACACACACACACACUGCCAACUUAARAGUGUCGUUUGUUAAUUUAUCGUUAGAGGAGUCGAGCAUCACCUCCCUUGUUCACAGAGCACGGAAGACAAGAAACCUUAAAGAGAAAGGAAAAAAAGAGAGGGAGCAAGGGAUUGCACGGGGCAGGAUAACUGCUGCCUACCUGAACAAACAGCAGAGCUGCUUUGUGGAGAUGGACAGAKGGGGCUGUGGAGAGGUGCCGUGCUAUUGUGGAUGGCAGCAGCAACCGCCCCAGGGAUACCACUAUGGCUCAGCCUCAGGGGGUGCUACUCUGCCCCGGCAAAGGGGCCGUCUUAUGGCUACCCGCUCUGAAAGCUCUUGGAGAAGCCCAGGACGCUCUGUGGUCCACGCCAAAGGAGGCAGCUGUGACCUGUGGUCCGAAUGCGGCUGUCCGCAGAGUCAGAGCUGGCAGGACCACUACCAGGCGAGUCCCGCCCCAAUAAUUGUCAACACGGAUACUCUGGAGUCUGUACCUUACGUCAACGGGACAGAAAUUGAAUACGAGUUUGAAGAAAUCACACUAGAGCGGGGGAACUCAGGGUUGGGCUUCAGCAUAGCUGGAGGGACAGAUAACCCCCAUGUCGGCGAUGACCCAGGGAUCUUCAUCACCAAGAUCAUCUCUGGUGGCGCGGCAGCAGAGGAUGGCAGGUUAAGAGUCAAUGACUGCAUCCUGCGGGUGAAUGAUGCCGACGUGUCCGAGGUGUCCCACAGUAAGGCUGUGGAGGCGCUAAAGGUGGCCGGCUCCAUCGUCAGGCUCUACGUUCGCCGGAGGAGACCCAUGCUGGAAACUGUCAUUGAGAUCAAACUCAUCAAAGGACCAAAAGGGCUGGGCUUUAGCAUCGCAGGAGGGGUGGGCAACCAGCACAUCCCGGGGGACAACAGCAUCUAUGUAACUAAGAUCAUAGAUGGCGGUGCAGCACAGAAGGACCAGCGCUUGCAGGUUGGAGACAGGCUGCUUAUGGUGAACAACUACACUCUGGAAGAGGUCUCCCACGAGGAGGCAGUAGCCAUACUGAAGAACACGUCUGACGUUGUCUACCUGAAGGUGGGCAAGCCCACCAGUGUUUACUUAUCAGAUCCCUAUGGGCCACCUGAUAUCACGCACUCGUUCUCUCCAGCAAUGGAAAAUCAUAUCUCUUCCGUGGGAAACAACGGCACUCUGGAAUACAAGUGCAGUCUUCCCCCCAUGCCCAUCUCCCCCGGAAGGUACUCCCCCCUCCCAAACCAACUACUCGGGGAAGAGGACAUAAACAGGUUGGAUGGUUUUUCCUUCUUACGAAAUGCCUCAAUAGAUGACGGGGAGGGUCACAGGUUUGAUUCACAGCACUUCCAGUUGAGGCCUCCUGAGCCAGUUUACAGCACUGUGAACAAAGCACCUUCUCCCCACCACUAUUCCCCCGUGGAGUGCGACAAAAGCCUCCUCCACUCCAUACCCUUCCCUCACUAUCACUUAGGCCUGCUCCCUGACUCCGAGAUCACCAGGGAUCCCAGGAGGAUGGUCCUCCACAAGGGCUCCACAGGCCUGGGAUUCAACAUCGUGGGCGGGGAGGACGGAGAGGGCAUCUUUGUCUCCUUCAUCCUGGCGGGAGGGCCCGCCGACCUAAGCGGAGAGCUGCGGAGGGGAGACCAGAUCCUGUCGGUUAAUGGGAUCGACCUACGCGGGGCCACCCACGAGCAAGCGGCUGCAGCACUAAAGGGGGCGGGCCAAACGGUCACCAUCAUUGCCCAGUACCGUCCCGAGGAACUUGCUUUGUGCUCCCCGCGCCGGGCCCCUUCGCCAGCACCAGAGUACGGGCGCUUCGAGGCCAAAAUCCAUGAUCUGCGGGAACAGAUGAUGAACCACAGCAUGAGCUCUGGGUCCGGAUCCCUCCGAACCAAUCAGAAACGCUCCCUUUACGUCAGAGCACAGUUUGACUAUGAGAAGGCCAAAGACAGUGGCCUCCCUAGCCAAGGCCUCAGCUUUAGAUACGGGGACAUCCUCCACGUCAUCAACGCCUCAGACGAUGAAUGGUGGCAGGCCCGGAGGGCGACCCCCGARGGGGACAGCGAGGAGAUGGGGGUCAUCCCCAGCAAGAGGAGGGUUGAGAGGAAAGAACGAGCACGUCUAAAGACAGUGAAGUUCAAUGCCAAACCUGGAAUCGAUUCAAAAGGGUCAUUCAAUGACAAGCGUAAAAACAACUUCAUCUUUACACGAAAGUUCCCAUUCUACAAGAACGAGCUGGGUGAGCAGGAUGGCAGUGAUUCCGAACGGAGUCAAGAGGACAUGAUUCUCUCUUAUGAGCCUGUCAUUCGACAUGAGAUUAAUUACGCCAGACCCGUCAUAAUCCUUGGACCAAUGAAGGACAGAAUCAAUGACGACCUGAUAUCAGAAUACCCUGAKAAAUUUGGCUCCUGCGUGCCACAUACCACUCGAUCAAGAAGGGACUACGAGGUCGAUGGGCGGGACUACCAUUUUGUAAUGUCCAGAGAGCAGAUGGAGCAGGACAUCCAAGAGCACAAGUUCAUAGAGGCGGGCCAAUACAACGACAAUCUGUAUGGAACCAGUGUUCAGUCGGUCAAAUAUGUGGCUGAGAGGCAGGGUAAACACUGCAUACUUGACGUGUCGGGGAAUGCCAUUAAACGACUACAAGUAGCACAACURUAUCCCAUUGCCAUCUUUAUAAAGCCUAGAUCCAUCGAUUCAUUAAUGGAGAUGAAUAAGAGGCUAACUGAAGAGCAGGCCAGGAAGACAUUUGACCGGGCCAUGAAGCUGGAGCAGGAGUUUGCCGAGUUUUUCACAGCCCUUGUUCAAGGGGACACCUUAGAGGAAAUUUAUAACCACUGCAAAAUGGUGGUAGAAGAGCAUUCAGGACCCUACAUCUGGAUCCCGUCAAAGGAGAAAUUAUGAGAACACACCACUUUGGCAGGGAGAUUGGACUGCUAGAAACAAAAUACUUUGUAACAUAUGAUCAAUUGUAAUGGCAAUUUAUAUUGUUCAUAAUUAUAGCCAAUUAAUAUGAUUUUUUUUUUGUUAUUGUUUUUUUUGUUUUUUUCACUUUCAAUAUGAAUGUUCCUGAAUGUACACCACAAAGUUCAAGAAACAUUUUUGGCCUAAGAAAUGUUACUGUUUGUAUAUUUAAUGAUUUUUAUUUUUAAGAAAAUGUUAAGGAAAUGAAUUUUAGAAGAUGGCAGAUACACAAGUCAUUGCCACACCAACAAAGGAGGGGAAGGAAAUAAUAUCAGCUUCUUUUGCUUUUCUCCACCCAACAGCUAGACUUUGUGUCCUCUGACGCUCACCUCACAUCAAUAGUUGACAUUUUGUGUGACUUUGGCAUCUAUGCACUCACAUGGCCCUUGUACACAGUUCAUCAUACUCCUGCUAUUUUUACAUUGUUAUUUUGUAUUAAUUUUAUUAUGUUGUGAAUCCAGAUUUGUUGGACAUUUUUAAUUUGAAUAAGAAUUUUCCUCAACUGUAUUGUUUAUUUUGCGGAUUCUUUCAUAAAAAACAAUUAUUGUUGAGAUGCUUUGAGAGGGCACAACAGCACAGAAAAUAUUUAUUAUAAAGAUGUAUAACUUUGAUUAAACAUUUUAUUUGAAAAAAUG
This is a messenger RNA of Salvelinus sp. IW2-2015, 3697 nucleotides long. Its product is annotated as disks large homolog 2. Lineage: Eukaryota; Metazoa; Chordata; Actinopteri; Salmoniformes; Salmonidae. The record is from RefSeq and is a predicted model, not a curated record. Gene Ontology annotation, cellular component: postsynaptic density membrane; neuromuscular junction; basolateral plasma membrane. Gene Ontology annotation, biological process: establishment or maintenance of epithelial cell apical/basal polarity; embryo development; receptor localization to synapse. Gene Ontology annotation, molecular function: kinase binding.